AUGACGAAAAAACCAGUAAACGACGGCGAUUUUAGCCGACUUCUAGCGAAGCUCCGAGGGGAAACUGACUCUGUCGAAACAAAGCUUUCAAAACUGUAUUAUUUCCCCGGAAACUUUAGUGGUCAACAGGUAAGGCAUAGUAUUGUUGCAAAUUUUUGUAGGCUGCAGAACUACUCGGGACCUUUAAAACGGCGCCAGAAAAAAUUCGAGUUUUAAAAAUGCUUGAAAACGUAAGUCUUCUCGCUGCUUGUCUUUUUUGUUACAGAAGAUUAUCUGUGAUAUAAUUAUUAUUUUGUAGAGCACGUAAAAAUGUAAAAAACUGUCGAUGAUGUUUUAUAGGGUUAGUUUGAUUUGUUGAAGACCUUAAUAAUUUGUUGCAGUGAAUCUGCAGCAAUUUACGUAGAAGUUUUUCUAGACGCAUAUAUGAAAUAUGUUUCCCAAUUGAGUCAUCGCGACGAUUAAAAGUCACAAGAGAUGUCGGCAGAGACGCACUGGUUUUUUCAAUUUCUUGUCGAGUUACAGAUUGGGUUAAAAUUUUACGAUCGCGCUUAUACUCAAAAACGUGAAUCAAGGGGAAAACGCUCGAAAUUUAGGAGUAAACUCGUUAAUUUUCGAAGGCCACUUUUUGGUUCACAGGAUUUCGAUUCGUAGUUAAGCAUAGUGAGUGCUGAAAUUUAGUUUGUAUUCAAGAAAGGCAAAUAAGAUUCGAGAGCUAUAUCAUCGUGUUAAUCGAGGUUGUCAAGGCAAAGUCAUAAGUGAGAUUUUCCACUUCUUAUGCAAGGCUAAAAAGCACCCUAGGACGCAGCUCCUUGAUUGCUUAAAUAUUUAUGAUAGUGUGCCAUUUCGACGAGCUUUACUCAUCACUGCAGAAAGACAAUCUAAACAUAUAUUCGUCGGUUAAUAAUUCAUAAAAUCAUUAUUUUCUUAGGACGUUAAUGCAAUUGCCUAGCUAAGUCCUUGUGGUACCUCUUACUAAGUCAGCAUAUGCGGUUAUUAAGCAUGUACACGGAAGGCGAACUUUGGAAUCUGGACAGUGCUUUGACUCGAAGAAGAAACUAAACGUUUAUUUAAGAAAAUCUGGCAUAUGCAUUUUUCUGACAGGGAAUAUGGCCACCUGUUUCUGAGAAACUUUUUAACGUGUAUUGGAACGUUGUUAGACCGCAAUCCUAACAGUUAUCUGCCUGUGUCGGUGCAAUAACCAGGGAUGUAUGCACAAUAACUAACACACUAUAAGGAAAUCCCUGUUUAUAAUUCGACAGUCUGAACCUCACUUUACUUUCCCCGUAAUGUACAAAACAAGUAUUUUAUUAGAGAGGCUGUCUGUGUUCCCAUCGACACUCAUGAUUUUCUUGUGUACUGUACAGGAGGUUACCAGGUUGCCUUGUCAGAAGGGUGAACCACCGUUUUAGCUGUAUACCAGAGAAACCCUGCUCACGCAGAUGUGCAAAAUUAAAAGUACUGCAUUUGAUAAGAGUCUGUGGAUAGCAGUGAAGACUUAAGCACAUCCCACGUGCCGCUGUUAUAGUACUACGUGAGGUAAUGCGUGCGAUGUUCAUCCUUUUAGUAUCAGUGAAAAUAACUGCCAACGACAACGUCUACAGAUGUGGUUUUUCCUUGCUUUGUGCAAAGCGGAGAGUAAAAGCGAAGACAACAGAACCUAACACUGUAUGGCCGCCCCUCACUUCUGGCUCUGACGGCGGAUAUAUUGGUUGCCUACAAGCACCAAAUGCGUCCGAUUUCUGUUAACGUUUAAAAGAAGAGCAGAAAAUGAUGCUCUUCAGGGUGCACACUGCGCCAGUUCCUGAGGAAAUAAAAAUUCCUAGUUUCACAGACCUGAUGUGCAAAGGAUUUGGGUAGAAUUAUGUUCGCUUGGGCUACAGAACCAAAUAUGCUUACGGUAUCGCAUAUAACAUAGGGCAUAAAACACCCUUAGUGUAUCUUUAUAGUCCGUUACCUUGCAUCGUGAUGAAGGCCCAAAGGACUUUAUUAAUCGGUGGAGUUUAAAUGAACAUCUCCUUGCUCUUCCUAGCGAAAGCAAUGGAAGUGGCCGCUCAAGCUCAGAAUAUACCUCCUUUGAUAGUGGCCAACGACACCUGUGAACUAAUCCCAGUUGCUUAAGCAGUUAAUGCCGAUGAGCCUUGCACAUGUUUACCAAAGAAAAUGCAAAAAUAGUUAUUUAUCAUUUGCCCGGGCAGUUUGCAGACCCUUGCACACGAGUCUGCUGGCGAUGGUGUUCUGAAAUAUGUUAUGAAUAGUUGUUGGUAAAUUUUUGUCUUAGAGGUUUUUGUUCUAGAAGUCUGAAAGACAGGUUGCUAGCCGGUUUUUAAUGUACUAUAAAACCCCAGAGAUUGGUUAUAACAGCGUAAGCCGACUUACACUCAGCAAACUUUAUCGGCUAUUUAUAACACCCUCCCUCAUUAGAAACUCGUCCGAUGCCCCCAGCCAUUCCAGUCAACCGAGCUUGCAAAACUUAUUCCGUUUCAGAUAUAAUAAAUGAAAGAACGAUACAUAUGGCCUUUAUUUGUUAGAAUUCAGUCUAAUAUAAUUCUUUAUACCUGUAUGAAAGCGAUUGUGUCGCAUGAGCUGCGCAGAGGGGAAAGAAGUACUUGAACGCAUUCAACUCACGCAACCCGACAAACUCUACGCCUUAGACUGCAUAAAACGGUAAGUCUCUGAUAUAUGUGUCCAAAACACGCUCUUAUUAGGACACUUACCGAUCAUCAGACCACCGAGGGCACAGAGUAUAUUCUGAGCGCAUUUAACUCCGAAGAAGACAAAAUCAGGGCGCUUCAUCGGCUCACAGCGGUUUGUUCCAUUUAUUUGUCUAUAUUUUGCCAACUUUCCACUUGCUUAGAUUUCAACCUAUGCAAACGAGGAUCUCGCAGCUGGAGGUCACUUGACAUAUGGUCCUGUUGGAUCUGUCCAUGGGCAGAGUUUCCCACUCACUGAGCACAUGUAUGGUCCAGUGCAGCAACAACUGGAAGCUAGGGAGGUAAGAUGACUUAGUAUGUACAGGUGUGCGUUAAAUGUGCAUGCGAGUCCACUCACAAAUGAGGCUAUUCCAGGGACAUGAAGUAGGGUUGGACACCUCCAACAUUACUAUUACUUCGUUAUUAUGAAGAAGUAAAAGCACUUGCAGAAUAAACAGUGUGCUGGUGUGCUUGAGGUGUGAACCUGACUAGUGUGUCAUUGGGCUUUAACUUUUAAUUAGGCCCUAAGAUUUCGAAGUCUCAACAGGAAAUGUUUGCUCUAGACUUAUGCAAACGUAAAAUUCGGUAGCAAUAUAGCCGUUUGAGCUUCAGGGCACAGCCGAACGAACCUGUCUCGUAGUCCUCAUCGAUAAACACUCAUCCCGCGAUUAUUAAUAUUCGCGAUCGCAAACGACAGAACAAGAGACCCGUAACCCAGUUGGUAGAGCGUUCGACUUAAUAAGGCUCGAUGACCAACGAACGCGGGUUCGAGGUUCAGGUGCGGCAAGCCUGGGUUCAGGUAAGGCCGACCGACGACGGCUAAUAAGCUGGAAAUGCCCAUCCCAGUCCCCCUCGUCUUUGUCAACACCCCGCUUCUGCCUAUGCAUACAUGUGUGUAGAGAAAGUAGAAUUGCAGCACCUAGACCCAGGAUAAAACCGGUUGUAACUCUCAAAAUUUUGUAUAAACUUUUAAGAAUGAAUUCAUCUUUAUAAUUUGGGACGACUGUUAAACAGCCGUUAGAGGUGUACUGAUGGCCUGCAAAGUAGUCAUUAGUACUGCCAGUGCAGUUGCAAUUUCGUAUUGGAAGAUAUGCCUGUAGAACUGCGAAUUUGUGCAGUUAAACCAAUUUUGUAUUACAACAGCUCUAAGUUAGUUUUUGGCGGGCUGCAUUGUAAAAAUAAUUUCUGUUGCAAGAGCUAAAUGCAAGAGGCGUCCCCAAGGUGGAUUUUGUCUAAGAACAGUAGUGUAGCACCAAUGCAACACCAAAGUAUUUCUGGACAGGGGAGUUAAGGAUCCGUGGCAAAAUUACAGACACACAUUCCGUUCUAAGGCAUGCACUCUUUUCAUCGGUCUGCUGUAGGGCUUUGGAUGUCUUGCCUUCCAUUCUGUUUCUCCUGUCCUUUUUGAGCAAGUUGUUCGAUAAACAUUCGUGCAUCAACAACUACGUCAAUUGUUUCAAUUUAUAGGUUGCUGAAAUACUUCUAUAAAUCACAGAGCACAAUGAAAGUUAAAAAUAAUCUUACCCGUUUUGGAAUUCUGUUUGCAUCAAGAUCAAGUGUCUUACAUUUUCUGGCAGGGCGCAAAGGAUAAACGCAAUUUCCCCGAAACUUUGAGUGACAAGCCAAAAUCCAUGUACACCUGCCAUCCCUCAUACGCUUACGGUAAGGUCAACGACCCGGCCUAUUACUUGGGUGGGGGCCAGCCACCACUUCCACCGCGGCCAGCAGACAACGCGGUCACGGGUCCCCCGCUGUCGCUUGGUGAUCCGGUUCGCCCCUCUGAUCAAAGUGACGACUGUGUCAUCGAGGGAGACCCUUGCCUGGGCUUGAACCAGAGCGGUCCCGUUCCCAUUGGUUUCAUCGAUCACAAGAAGAAGGUGGACACACAGUGUUGUUGA
Molecule: messenger RNA, 4588 nt
Organism: Spirometra erinaceieuropaei
Lineage: Eukaryota; Metazoa; Platyhelminthes; Cestoda; Diphyllobothriidea; Diphyllobothriidae
Source: the annotation of a GenBank genome assembly